AUGUCCACCUCGCAACCUCAGGUCGCCCCACCGGCAACCGGGGCACCGACCCCGUCUUCAAAUACACAGGACUCUACACCCCAGCCCCCAGCAAUACCAUCGGAAUCAGUUACCAGACCGAGUGCGAACACCAACGCGAAUGUGAACCAAGAUGCGCCGAUCGCUGCUGCGGGUACUCCCUCACCCGGUCCGAAUACGACAACUGCUGCAGCCCCACAAGCGACCACAGCUGAUGAACCACUUUCAUUGAACGACAAACUCAAUGCUGGCGACCGAUACUGGAAAUUCAAGUUCGCCAUCAUGGCCGUUAUCAUCAUAACUGGCUUGGUCGGCAUUGGCUGUUUUGCGUGGCUCAUGACCACGCGCACUGGGGCCUCUGAUUACUACAUCCUCGAUUCAUACUGGGGUUUAUGGCCCAGUCUAAUCUCUUGGUCUAUAUCCAUCGCCUGGUGCCUCAUCUGCAUCAUUGUCUUCGUUGUGCGGAAACGUACUGUACAUCCCGGUGUGCGCGUAUCGAUGGAACUACUCCUAUGGCUAGCCUUUAUCGUCACAGCGCUCUUUGCGCUUUUCUCUCUCCAGAACAUAAUGGAUUACGGCAUGUAUGGCGGCCCUGAUCAAUGGGGCUACGACUACUCUAGCUCCAGCUCUCAUGGCGAUUACGUCUUAGCGGCCAACAACACCUGGGUCUGGCAGGAAGAUACGAGCUACAUCACCAGUCCUCGCGAUUGCACCAGCCGCUACAGCGUCUUCUCCGAGAUGAACUUUAAAGACUGCGCCGAGCAAGAUGCAUUCGUCAACAAGCUUUGGGCCGAGAAGCCACAGCGCGCUAGGGUCAACCUGACAGGUGUCGUAUGCCAGUUCUUUGGCCUAGUCCUGCACUUUGUCCUCUUCGUCUGGGCCUGUGUCGACACCCACCGCCGCAACCGCACAAAAGUCAGCAAGGACGCCGAGAAACUCGCCGCGGGAAUCGUUCAGACUAUGAUCGACAACGGUGCUAUCAUACCCCCGCCAGGACAGGCACAUAUGCAGCCCGGCAUGGGACAGAGGAUGUACUAUCAGGUUCCUCCUCAAGGAUAUCCGGUUCAGCACAUGUAUAUGCAGCAGGCGCCAGGACAACAACAACAACAACCGCAAUUUGCAAUGCCGCAGCAGAUGGGGCAGCAGGGGUAUAUGGUGCCGAUGCAGUAUCAUCCUGCACAACAAGGUGCUGGCGCUCCAGGUGUUGGUGUGGCGGGGCCGAGCAAUGAAAAGGGUGCUGGACCGCGGUAUGCGUGA
This is a messenger RNA of Bipolaris victoriae FI3, 1275 nucleotides long. RefSeq lists its product as hypothetical. Gene Ontology annotation, molecular function: transcription coactivator activity. Gene Ontology annotation, cellular component: nucleus. Bases 1 to 1275 code for a protein of 424 amino acids. Gene Ontology annotation, biological process: positive regulation of transcription by RNA polymerase II. The record is from RefSeq and is a predicted model, not a curated record. NCBI's taxonomy places the organism in Eukaryota, Fungi, Ascomycota, Dothideomycetes, Pleosporales, Pleosporaceae. The transcript has a single exon.